AUGACAGAACCCGGCGAAGAGCCUGUCGUGAAGAUCGAGACCGGUGAACCGACGGUUAUCGCGAAGAUUAAUUACCCUGACUUUGAUCCGGACGAUGUCGAUACUUGGUUCAUUUGCCUGGAAGCCGCGUUUAGUAUAAACCAGGUCAAACACGACAAGCAAAAGUUUUACGCAGUGAUAGUGGCUCUUGGACCACGUGCAAAAUUUUUUCAUUCCGCCAUCGCGAAAUGUAACGAUUCCUCGAACAAUGAUCGGUUCGAAACAAUAAAAGCCGCUGUCGUUGCACAUUUUCGGCCAUCUGAAACACAACGUUUAACCAGUCUGUUCUCUGGAAUGACGCUUGGUGACCAGAAGCCAACUGUUCUAUUGUCUGAAAUGAAACGUUCGGAUGGUGACGGUUGUACGGACACAGUGCUUUCGAAUUUGUGGUUACGCGCGUUGCCCAGUACCGUCCGAUCGAUCAUCGCUUCGAUGCCAACCGCCACACUCGAAAAACGAGCGGAAGUUGCCGAUAAAAUAAUGGAGGCACCGCGCAAUGAAGUUGCAGCGAUUCGUAUUGAAGCACUCACCCGCCGUUUCGACGAAGUUCUUUCGCAAAAUUCCCGACGGCGAGGACGUUCUGCAAGUCGUCAAAAAUCCCGUUCGCCUGGACGACGCGAUGCGACCCCAUCGCGUUCAAAUGGAACUCGCCGUUGGAUUUGCCGGUUCCACUACCGCCAUGGGGUCCAGGCCCGUAAGUGUGAAAAGCAAAAAGGCCUUCGUCGUUCUUUUGUUUGGGUUUUCACCGUCGCCGAUGUCAAAUCACCCAUCAUCGGCGCGGAUUUCUUGAAGCAUUACGGUCUGUUGGUGGACCUGAAGCGCAAAAAAUUGAUUGACAAUCAAACCCGCCUGGAAAUCAGAAACAUCAACGCCGUCUCCGAACCCACCAUAACCACUUUCGACGUGAACUCACCGUUUGCUGACAUCCUGAAGGAGUACCAAGACAUCACCAUUCUAAACAUGAACCACCGUCCCACGAAAGCGAAAACCGUCCAUCAAAUUAUUACCACUGGUCAGCCUGUAUUUUCUCGUCCGCGACGUUUGCCGAUCGAUAAGCUGAAUGAAGCGAGAGCGGAGUUCAGGUUUUUAAUGGAGCAAGGUAUCUGCCAACCUUCCAAAAGUUCUUGGGCCAGCCCUCUACACAUGGUCAAGAAGUCUAACGGAAAAUGGCGUCCUUGCGGGGAUUACAGAGGUCUCAAUGCGAUCACGGUUCCCGAUCGGUAUUCCAUUCCGCACAUUCAGGAUUUUUCCAACAUCCUCCACAACAGAAAUAUUUUUUCGUGCAUCGAUCUGCAGCGGGCCUACCACCAAAUACCUGUGGCACCAGAAGAUAUCCCAAAAACUGGCAUUACCACGCCAUUUGGCUUGUUGGAAUUUAGGUUCAUGACAUUCGGACUCCGGAAUGCAGGGCAAACGCUGCAGAGGCAUCUCCACGACAUUUUAGGCGAUUUUGACUUCGUUUUCCCAUACGUUGAUGAUCUUUGUAUCGCGUCCGAUGACAUCGAACAACACAAAAAGCAUCUUCGCUUGGUGUUCGAUCGGCCGAGAGAGAACGGACUCACCGUCAAUGCCGGCAACAAGGUUGAAGCCAUCAUUAAUUUUCCACGGCCAGUGGUAGCGAAGCAGCUGAAACGGUUCCUGGGGACAAUCAAUUUCUACCGCCGUUUCAUUCCGCGCGCCGCAUUGAACCAACAAAUUCUCCAGGCGAUGAUCCAAGGCAAUGUUCGAAAUGACAAAACACCUUUAAAGUGGGACGACAUAACAAUAGCCGCCUUCCAGCAAUGCAAACAGGACCUGGCAAACGUAACUCUUCUCGCGCAUCCGUGUUGUGAUGCCAAGUUAGCACUGGCAGUCGACGCAUCCGGAACCGCAAUCGGAGCGGUGUUGCACCAAAUAACCGAAAAAGGCUGUCAACCUCUCUCGUACUUCUCUCGUAAGCUGAGCGUUAGCAACGAGUACACAACGGAUAUUCGCCAUAUACCUGGCGAAGAAAACCGAGUUGCCGACAUGCUGAGCCGCAUCGAAGCCAUCUCUAACACCAACGAAGCCAUCGAUUUCGAGCUGAUGGCCAAACAGCAGCGAGACGAUACCGAGCUCCAGUCGUUCCUCAACGAUCCACCCACCAAUACUACGUUGGCACUUAAGGCACUCCAGUCUCCGUUGUUAACAAUCCCGAUGUAUUGCGACAUCUCUACUCCUGCGAUCCGACCGUUCGUGCCCAAGAAUUUUCGGAGGCAGGUCAUCCUGAAGUUCCAUAGCGCAUCUCAUCCUGGUGUUCGUGCGACCACUCGUCUCGUGACGGACCGUUACGUGUGGCCUUCGGUGCGACGCGAUUGUAAAAGCUUCGUCAAUCGUUGCAUCUCCUGCCAGAAAUCGAAAGUCAUUCGUCACAACAGAGCACCAAUUAUCCAGAUCGCCACACCUGAUGAUAGAUUCUCACACAUCCAUAUGGAUUUGAUCGGACCAUUACCACCAUCGGACGGGAACGCGUAUUGUCUAACGAUGAUCGACAAGUUUACGCGUUGGCCCGAAUUCGAGUCUGAACUUUUCCAAGAACUGUCCAAUCUGCUCGGUGUCAGCCACUUGAAAACAACGCCUUACCAUCCCCAAGCAAAUGGGCAAAUAGAACGGUGCCACCGACAGCUUAAGGCCGCAAUCAUGUGCCACCAAAACCCAAUCGUACCUAUCGUACUCCUCGGAGUGAGAACCGCCCUCAAGGAAGACCUUAAUCAUCCGUCGCAGAAGCAACCUAUGGAACCACCCUACGACUCCCCGGGGAAUUCUUUUCCGAAACUACCAGCAAGGCUAUAG
Messenger RNA from Wyeomyia smithii (pitcher-plant mosquito), 2850 nucleotides. RefSeq lists its product as uncharacterized. The transcript is spliced from 5 exons. NCBI's taxonomy places the organism in Eukaryota, Metazoa, Arthropoda, Insecta, Diptera, Culicidae. The record is from RefSeq and is a predicted model, not a curated record. Bases 1 to 2850 code for a protein of 949 amino acids. Gene Ontology annotation, molecular function: nucleic acid binding. Gene Ontology annotation, biological process: DNA integration.